CCGUUCAGUUCGCCUCGCGCCGGCGAAUUGGAGAUAGAUUUUUGACUUGAACCGAGUCGCUGACACUUACGUUGCCUUACGUUUUGCCGACACUUACGUUUUCUUACGUUUUGCUUGCUGUUUCGGUUUCGAAAAAUUAAAACAUCCAGACACAGACACAGACACUAACCGGCCAGCAAACCGUUCAGUUCGCGCCGGCGAAUUUGGAGAUAGAUUUUUGAACCGAGUCGCUGGGGGAAAAGUGUGUGACAGCCGUGUGUGGUGCGAUCCAGCCAAUUGAUACUGCGAUAAGAGGCGGCGAGCAAAAGUAAUUACCUCAUAGCCACCCACCAUCAGCGUUCGAAAAUAGUAACCGUGUUUUCUGUGAUAUUGUCUGCACAUAAAUCAAGUAACAUAGCCACCAACUCAACACAUCAAACCCACCAAAAUGAUCAACAUGGACAUUAGCGUUACGCCCAACUACUCGUACAUCUUCGAUUUCGAGAACGACUUCAUACACCAGCGCACUCGCAAAUGGAUGCUGGAGAACUGGACAUGGGUGUUCUACUACUGCGGCAUCUACAUGCUUGUAAUAUUCGGUGGUCAGCACUUUAUGCAAAAUCGGCCGAGAUUUCAACUGCGCGGCCCGCUGAUCAUAUGGAACACCUUGCUGGCCAUGUUCAGCAUCAUGGGAGCUGCCCGAACGGCGCCGGAGCUGAUUCACGUGCUGCGUCACUACGGACUCUUCCACUCCGUCUGCGUGCCCAGCUACAUCGAACAAGAUCGCGUGUGCGGCUUCUGGACCUGGCUCUUCGUGCUCAGCAAACUGCCGGAGCUGGGCGACACGAUAUUCAUCGUGCUCCGCAAGCAGCCGCUCAUCUUCCUGCACUGGUAUCACCACAUCACCGUGCUGAUCUACUCGUGGUUCAGCUACACGGAAUACACCAGCUCGGCCCGCUGGUUCAUCGUGAUGAACUACUGCGUGCACUCAGUGAUGUACAGCUACUAUGCGCUGAAGGCGGCCCGCUUCAAUCCGCCCAGGUUCAUCUCGAUGAUCAUAACGUCGCUGCAGCUGACACAGAUGAUCAUCGGCUGUGCGAUCAACGUGUGGGCCAAUGGCUUCCUGAAGACGCACGGCACUUCGUCCUGCCACAUCUCGCAGCGCAACAUCAACCUGUCGAUCGCCAUGUACUUCAGCUACUUUGUCCUGUUCGCGCGAUUCUUCUACAAGGCGUACCUGGCGCCCGGUGGCCACAAGAGCCGGCGCAUGGCCGCCUCCCUGGCAGCCCAGAAUGCGGUCAAGCAGUCGAGCAGCCCCCAGCAGAUCGGCGAGAGCUCCAAGUUCAUCGGCACUGGCGAGGAUCAGGCUGCCUAUCUGCGCAAGGCCAAGGCGCAGUAAGGAGGGUGCUCGGCACAUGCACACCUACUCCCCUCCCAACUACCACCACUCCCCCCCCCCCUGUUUACGGCUAAGGACAUUUAUUUAUGUAGAGGUGUACAAGUUGUUUUUUAAUUUUAAACCUGGGUGGCAUACAGACACACGGAUAAACAAGAGUAUAAUUUGUAAGCGAAAAGUUGUACCGGGUGGUUAGGCCAACGAACUAUAUAUCUGAGCAUGUAUAUAAGAAGCAGACGAACCUCGAACCUAUCCUAACCAAAGUCAGAAAACUGUAUGUAACUGGUGUACAUGUAAAGCUUAAAAUUUAUACAGCACUUUAUGUGCAGGCAUGAAUUUAAACCUCUAGAAAUGUUCAUAACCAGCCAGCCAAAGGGAAGUAUUAGUGAAAAGAAAGGAAUUUAGCUGCUUACUAGCCGUUUGCAUGAGUUAAAUUAAUAGUCACCCUGAAACAUCUUAGCAUGUGUAUUUCCCCAGCUGCAGUUUCAAACGUGUGUUGUCUAGCCCAAAGUCGUUUAUGUAUAGAUUAUAUAAUUUGCAGAAUUAUUGACAGCCUCUAAAUUAAUGCUUGUUUUCCACCAGUCCUCGGAUUCCAUUUCGAUAUUUGCGUUGUCAGCGAUAAUUUGCCUUCUCAGGUGGGAUUUUGUGUUGCCUCCCAAUUUUAGUUGAAAUUCUCAAGAAAGUUCAGACUCCUGCCUAUAAUUUGUAUAUCACUCUGUAAGCGAUACAUGAACAAUGGGUAUUUUUGAUUCGAAUUCAAUUUAAGUUGCUGGUAAAAUGUUUUCCAACAAAAAACUUAUGUAGUUGGGGUCUGAGAACAUUGUACUUCUAAGUCUAUACGCAUAUAUAUUUAUAAAACCUAUAUUAACAGAAUAUUAAACAAGUGAAAACAAAAACCAAUAACGAAACACUAUAAGUUAGUCUAUUGUUCCAAGAUCCAGAGCGCAAAUUGUUAUUGUAAAGUAAUAAAGUGUUUUGAAAUCUGUUUAAAUUAACAAUAUUUGUAAUAGUCUUAUGACGAUUGAUGAAAAAUUCUGUAGGCCGACUGGACUUACAUUGUCAUGGAAAAUCGAAUCCAAUCGGUCGGCAGAGUUUUAAGUUAGUGUCAUAUUGCUAUAUAAAAGGUUCGAUUCUGUUAGGGAAGGCAUUUAUUUAGUUCGCCUGUGUUGAAUGCAUUUUAAUAUUCCUUGUUUUUCUAUGCUGCUUUUUGGUAACUUAGAAAAAAUACAGAAAGUCCUUGAACGUAACACAAAACAAAAAAAAAAAAACAAAAUAACCAGAGAAAAAUUUAAAUUAUAUUUAUAUUUGUAAGCGAACAGAAAAUGUGGAAGAGCAAAAACCAAGAAAAUGAAAAGCAAAAGUCCUACUUGAAAAGUUAAUUUAGUGUAAACGAGGAAACUGUAACUGAAAAUGAAAAUGAGGCAGAAGCUGAAAGAGGAUCGUGUGAAUGGAGAGGAGGAUCGAUAUCAAUAUAGAUUGAUACUGAACUCUAGCAGGAGAGAGAAAUUGUAACGAACAAACUUGAAAUUUUUGUCGGGUAUACAUACUAAAUAAAAACUAAGCGGAAACAAACCUAAAGAUUGAGAAUGCUAAACAAAAACCAACGGAUAAAUAAAACGUAACAAACGGAAAAGGAUGGAAAAA
Messenger RNA from Drosophila subpulchrella, 3019 nucleotides. It is a transcript of the gene Baldspot, whose product is annotated as elongation of very long chain fatty acids protein 6. Gene Ontology annotation, cellular component: endoplasmic reticulum membrane. Gene Ontology annotation, biological process: sphingolipid biosynthetic process; fatty acid elongation, saturated fatty acid; fatty acid elongation, polyunsaturated fatty acid. The coding region runs from base 428 to 1378 and encodes 316 amino acids. NCBI's taxonomy places the organism in Eukaryota, Metazoa, Arthropoda, Insecta, Diptera, Drosophilidae. Gene Ontology annotation, molecular function: fatty acid elongase activity. The transcript has 5 exons. The record is from RefSeq and is a predicted model, not a curated record.